Colletotrichum costaricense is the source of this 1947-nucleotide messenger RNA. RefSeq lists its product as uncharacterized. The record is from RefSeq and is a predicted model, not a curated record. Bases 1 to 1947 code for a protein of 648 amino acids. The transcript is spliced from 5 exons. NCBI's taxonomy places the organism in Eukaryota, Fungi, Ascomycota, Sordariomycetes, Glomerellales, Glomerellaceae. Gene Ontology annotation, molecular function: oxidoreductase activity.
AUGUCUUCCGACGGAACCAAAGGCCCUGUAAUUAUCAAAGGCAUCCAAGAUGGCUUCGAAGGAAAGGAACCGCCCGUUCGACUGGAGUUGCGUGACAUGGCCAAACAUCAACCGGAUCAAUUCACCCUGUUCCUCUUGGGGCUUGAGCGGUUCAAAAACGUCGCCGAGGAUCAGCCGCUUUCCUACUUCCAGAUAGCUGGCAUCCAUGGGAGACCUGCCCUGAAGUGGCCAAACCAAGAUUGGAACCUUGUCGGAGAGAACUUCGAUCCCAAGCGAGGGUAUGGAGGAUACUGUACGCACAGUUCAAUCUUGUUCCUCACGUGGCAUCGUGUCUAUCUCGCUCUCUUUGAGACCGAGCUUUACAAACACGUUGACUUCAUUGCCAAAGAGUUUGGAAAGGAUGGAGAGACGAAGUACGCCAAGGCCGCCAAAUCAUUCCGAAUGCCGUACUGGGAUUGGGCUCGACCUGAACUUCCACUGUUUCCAGACGAAGCUCUCUCUGCAACUAGACACACCGUGGUGAGACCUAAGAGUCAGCAAGGAGACCCUGAUAAAUACCCCGAGGAGAUCAAUCCCCUAAGUUCAUACGAAUUUGGGGCAUACUCCAAAGCUCAGAGAGAUAAGAAUGACCCCGACUAUGUCCGAAUCCUUCGAAAAAAUGUGAAAACGCUGCGAAUGUUUGGUAACAUCGACGAUCCCAAAGCCAAAGCGGAAGCUAUCCGCAUAUUCACCAGACAGGACAUCGGCAUCAAGGGUAUGAACGUGUCUGAGAGAGUCCUGUUCCUUCUCCAGGCGUACACGGACUUUGGAGCCGUGUCAAACAACGGCGAGUUCGGUUCUGAUGAUAAUCCGUUCAACAAUUGGGGUAGCAUUGAGGAUGUUCACAAUGCCGUUCACGGAUACAUUGGAGGAGGGUACAUGGGCAGCCCAGCUUUCGCUGCCUUUGACCCCAUAUUCUGGCUUCACCACACCAACAUCGAUCGACUAUUCGCCAUUUGGCAAGUAUGCAACCCUGGAAAAUGGGUCACGCCGCAGAAGUCAGUUUUUCCGACCAUAGUCCGGCCAGAAAAAUCGGAUGAGGACACUGAUACCGCCUUACCUCCAUUCGCUCGCUCGAUAGGUGCAAAUGGCAAGCAGGAGUUUUGGACUUCGAACGGAACGGAAAACACCAAAGAUUUUGGUUACAUCUACCCAGAGACUCGGAGCGUCUUUAACUCCAGGGAGGCUAUCAUCAAUGAGGUGGAUCGAAUCUACUUGAAGCGGGCCUCCUUCGCCAACAUCUUGCGAAGCAACCCAGCGGACGUCGACACUUUGAAUGUGCUUCGAGACCGCGCGAAGACCCACCUGAAGUCCUCUCCCGAUGAUAAUCCUCAGCUUCCACAGGGUCGUGAUCUUCGUAUCUUGGCAGCCAACGAUAAAUAUCUCGAGUGGCUUGUUAACAUCAGGGCCGACAAAGCUGAGCUGCACGGUAAUUACAUUGUCAACGUCUUCCUCGGCGACCCCUCGGAAGAUAUCCCUCCACUUCUGUACGUGAAGGAUCACACCCACGUUGGAUCAUUCGCCACCUUUGGCCAGGACGAAGAAACUCCUUGCGCGAACUGCAAGAAGGGCCAGGAAGAGAACCAGAGAAUCACCGGUCAAAUCCCUCUGACAAUUGCUCUGGUAGAGCGCUAUUUGGCAGGACAAGUUGACGGUCUCACACCUGACCAUGUGAUCGACUACCUCAAGGCCAACAUCCGAUGGAAGAUUACACUUCCCACUGGAGAGCCUAAAUCACCCGAAGAGACUCAAAAUCUCCUCAUCUGUGUUGUAUCCAACGAGGUAACCAUCAAUGCCAGCAGACCAUUGGAGGUUCCGAAGUAUUCUGACGUGGUCACUCCCUACCCGGAGAUUACCAACCACAUUCCUGAAUCCUACGGUACCGGGUACGAUGGGCACAAUUUCUAG